AUGUCGUCCCUCUUCCAGAAUGCGUACUACCUCGCCAUCAACUUCAAUGCGAUCCUUUAUGGCGUGGAACUCGUGUUGUACGGAAUGACGAUGAACGCCCUCGUGAACCACCGCAAGCAGUGGACGCGGACGGACAAGUUCUACAUGGCGUUCAGCACCGCGCUGCUCGUCCUCAUCACCAUCUACAUGUCCACCGAAGCCGUCUUCGGACAGGAGAUGUGGAUAGUGCAUGCCGACUCGCCCGGGGGCUCGCUCGAGUUCCUCAUCGAGAACGCGGACAUCUGGUACCAGACGAUGUGCACGACGGCAUCUGUGAUCCUCAACCUGUUCAGCGAUGCGCUCCUCAUCUACCGGAUGUACGUCGUCUGGACGAGCUAUCGCGUGAUCUUUUUCCCGUGCUUCCUAUACGUCGCCACCAUCGGCCUCGGCAUCAUCGAGCUGUACGCGUCCGGCAAGCCAAACGCAGACUUCUUCGUCGGGACGGCGCAGCAGCUCGGCGUCGCGUACUACACGACGACCAUCGCGCUGAACAUCAUCGCGACGGGCGUGAUCACCGCGCGGCUCGCGCACCUCGGGCGCGCGCUCGAGGCCGCGCGGAACACGCAGGACCGCGGGCGCAGCGCGCGCCGCUACACGGGCACGCUGCCCAUCGUCGUCGAGUCUGCGCUGCCGUACUCCAUGGCCGGCUUCGCGUUCCUCGUCGCGUAUGGGCUCCAGAGCGACAUCUCGAUCCUGUUUGGCGCGUUCUACGGCAUGUUCACGUGCAUCUCCCCGCAGCUCAUCGUGUUGCGCGUUGUGACCGGGCAGGCGUGGACGAAGGACCAGACGGCACAGUCCGUGUCCGCGCUGGAGUUCGAGAACCUGGGUGCGAGCCGCGCGGCUGCGACGACUACGGUGGUGCCAGAAGAGGGUACAUCGACGAUGGACCACAAGUCCCUGAACUCGGUGCAGGAGAUGGCAUGAGGGACCGGGCCUGUUGCUGUACGAUCAUGACGACGAAAAUGCUCUUACGGCCCUGCGAUGAUCCUAACCUAUGGCUUCGACGUUUGACUUGCU
Molecule: messenger RNA, 1056 nt
Organism: Trametes versicolor FP-101664 SS1
Lineage: Eukaryota; Fungi; Basidiomycota; Agaricomycetes; Polyporales; Polyporaceae
Exons: 5
Coding region: 1-963 (320 amino acids)
Source: RefSeq, a predicted model, not a curated record